UAGCGCGCAAAGCGCCCGUAACGGACAGUGAGAAUCGGCAAAAAUUUGUCCGCACAGUAGUAGGUAUUAAUCGUUGCCCAUUCUCUGCUAAAAGGUGUGAUGUUCGAUAUCUGGCUGCGCGAAGCCGGCAGGUGUGUCGUCCAACGCACACUGACACCCCAAACCAAGAUGGUUCGUACACCCGGCAGCCGAAAUGCACAGCGGUUUACUGCAGUUGCUCAGACGGGCUGUGCGGCGGAAGGACAACGAGGAGUCGAUAUCGUAUCCGUGGCACAGUGACGAAAACCCACGUUCGAUCGAUAUAAGUUUCUCCUUUGUCGAUACUUUAAUAAUUACGGAACUCGUGGCAUAUUUAACAUCGGGUCUCGCAGUGCCAUAAACAUUUGCGGCAAUUGGUUCAUCACUGUGUCUACUGCUCUCGAGUCUUUGCAGUCAGUGGCAUCAGCGACAUGGUUCCAGCACGUGUGGUGCUAUACUUCCUGUCAUUCUCUGGUUUCCUGGUGAGCUUCAUGAUGCGCACUGACAUCAACAUCGCCAUUGUGGCCAUGGUUCGCAUCCCACCACCUACCACCAAUGCCAGCAAUGCAGAUGCCCUAUACUGCUAUGAUCCAGCUGCCACAUCCGAGGCCACUGCCAAUGACUCACUCUCUACUGCUGCAGAGUCACCUCCGGAUGAAGGUGAGUUUGACUGGGAUCUGCGAACACAGUCAGCAAUCUUAGGAUCAUUCUACUGGUGCUACAUCCUCUCACAAGUGGUGGGUGGUGUGCUGACACAACACUUUGGCACAAAGACGGUAUUUGGAAUGUCACAGCUUACAACUGCUGUCUGCUCACUGCUCAUACCGGCAGCUGCAUCUGUACACUACUCGCUGAUAAUUGUGCUGAGAUCUAUACAGGGCAUUGCAUCGGGGCUAACAUGGCCAGCUAUGUAUGCCAUUGUAGGCCACUGGAUACCUGCUGUUGAGAGGAGUCGCUUCAUGUCUUCUUUCCAAGGGUUCAGCUUUGGCAUUGGAUUAACAUAUCCCUUAUGCGGAUUCAUCAUUGCCCACUUUGGAUGGAGAGCAGUGUUUUACACAACUGGAAGUAUUGGGGCUCUGUGGUGUAUACUCUGGUGGCUGCUUGCUUUUGAUACUCCAGCAAAGCAUCCACGCAUUACUUCUGCAGAAAAACGUUACAUAGAGUCCAAUGUUGGAAAUACAGUUGUAGGUGACAAGGGCUUACCAGUACCAUGGAAAGCAAUUUUUACAUCGUUACCAGCAUGGUCUAUAGGAAUUACAACAUUUGGACGCAUAUGGGUUCAUUACACAUUCAUUAUUCCAGGACCACUCUAUAUGAAGACUGUUUUAGGUUUCAGCAUACAAAAGAAUGGUUUGCUCUCUGGCGCACCCUUCCUCUGCAGUUAUGUCUCGUCAGUAUUUUUCUGUUAUUUUGCUGAUGUUUUGGUUACUCGGAAGAUUCUUUCUUUGACAAAUGUUCGGAAGCUUUUCACUGCCAUGUCUCAGAUAAUUCCAGGACUACUUGUCCUUGCAAUUGGAUACUUAGGCUGUGAAAUAGUGUUGGUACUGAUUGCUUGGUUUCUUGCUGUUACCCUUAUUACAGCAUCUUAUGCUGGUGCAAUGGCUAAUGUGGUAGAUAUUGCACCAAAUCUUGCUGGACCAAUCCUAGCAUUUGCACAAACAAUUCACAUGACGGCCAGUUUUCUAUCGCCACUGGUUGCAGGUGCACUACUGCAAGAAAGUCCAACUUUGGAGAACUGGCUUCAUGUGUUCUGGGUGUCUGCAGUAGUGUCAUGCACGACAUACAUCAUGUUCCAGAUAUUUGGAACAGCUGAAAUACAGGCUUGGAACUAUCCUGAUCAGAAAUAUCCACUGACACCUUCAGCAGAGGGCAGUGAUCAAUUACUACCUUUAUCAAAAAAAGAAGAUUUGCAACAAAGGAGGAAUCAUGAUGCUGCUGAAGGCUGAUCAUCAGGGUCUACAUUUUUUUAUUGACCACAUGUGCUUUCUAUUUCUGUCUGACCGGCAGACAACAAACAAUUUAACUAACUUCCAAAAACUUAUACUGUUGCUCAUCUUUUGUCUGUGCUCGAGAUGCAUCAACAUUAUGGUUCCCAAGUUCCUCUUUGUUUUUCUUUGUGGAAAUAGUGAAUUAUGUUAGUGUGAGUCAGUAAUUUUGUAUUUCACAAAAACUCUUUGGCUUAACAUUUCUACAUAGUUCUUAUAGGUUUAUGUGCAUACAUUACACAUGAUGUGUUCUGGUCAUUAUGCCAUGGUACUUGCUUGAUAAAACAGAAAGCUAUUAAGAUAUCUGAGAGUUUGGAUAUAAGGAUUGGCUUGUAUUUCAUAUUUUUUAAUAAUGGAGAUUGGAAACAGCAUGCAAGUCUUUGUGGACAGAUGAAAAUGGAUAGGGGACAGUAAGAUAUAUAAAAAUAUUAUAUUAAUUUAUUCUCCUAAUUGUCAUAAUUGCUACCUAAAUAUGGAGCUCGUGCGCAUGCGUGUGUGUGUGUGUGUGUGUGUGUGUGUGUG
This is a messenger RNA of Schistocerca piceifrons (Central American locust), 2525 nucleotides long. Its product is annotated as sialin-like. Gene Ontology annotation, cellular component: plasma membrane. The coding region runs from base 450 to 1964 and encodes 504 amino acids. Gene Ontology annotation, biological process: monoatomic anion transport; transmembrane transport. The transcript is spliced from 10 exons. Gene Ontology annotation, molecular function: transmembrane transporter activity. Lineage: Eukaryota; Metazoa; Arthropoda; Insecta; Orthoptera; Acrididae. The record is from RefSeq and is a predicted model, not a curated record.